Molecule: messenger RNA, 1539 nt
Organism: Brugia pahangi
Lineage: Eukaryota; Metazoa; Nematoda; Chromadorea; Rhabditida; Onchocercidae
Source: the annotation of a GenBank genome assembly
AUGUAUUGUCCGCUAGCUGUACAUUUAGAUUAUGAUCCACCAAUUCCGAAUACAACAGCACCAGUUGCAACUACUUCAGAUUGUGUUUUGUCUCAUAAUGGAUUUCUGGGCCGAUCCGAUCUGAUUCAGACAGUUUGUCAGCUUUAUGAUGUGGUGCAGGGUGAACGUGUUCACUCACGGAAAACAGCCCUUAUUCAACAUGGUUCUCCUCUUCAUCCCUAUAGUGUUUGUAAUCCAAAUUACGGUGGUCAUGAGUUGUGUUUGCCAUUAGCUGUGGAUUAUGUUUCAUCCGAUUUCGCACCUCCGACAAUGGCACAUCACUUUUACUAUCUUCAUAUACGAGAUGCGAAAAUUCCUACUUCUCUGAAAAAUGAUAUUUACCGCCAAUUGUAUCAUACGUCACCUUUUGACCUUCUCUCCAAAUAUACUGAGUUACGGAAUCGUUUUGACUUAGUACCAUUGAAAAAAUGUCGACCAUUAAUGCUAGCUAUUCUAAAUUUUUGGAUUCAGCGAUGUAAACUGCUGAAAAUGUGUCUAGAUGCUACAGAAUUUUUUCCGAUUCGAUUACAAUGGACUGAUUCAGUGUUUGAAGGUACGAGACUUGAGCGUGAUCAGCUGUCGCAGAAGUGGGAAAUUGGACGUAAGGUUUGUGAAUAUGGUUGGGCUAUUGAAAUGGUGCGUGCUGAACGUGUACCGGCAUUUGCUGAAAAUUGUCCGUUGAUCUUUGUGGGUGAUAAUACGUCUACACGAUUGGCACGUUAUAUCGAGUGGGGUAAGCGAAUGAAUGAAAUAGAUGGACGAUUUCUACAACAGUUUGGAAUCGAUAGCUGGAAACUAGAAGAAUUUGAACGAAUGUCCACUUUGUUUCUGUUUUUGCAGAAAAUUCAUUUUGGUAAUGGAUGCGUUGCAAUAGUACUGUCAUCAGGAGCACAUGAACUAGCUGAAGGAGUGGCACCGUCGAAAUACGGCAAACUUCUGGAAGAUAUACUUCUGUAUUUGUUACAGUUCCAGUUGCGAAUUCUCGUGAUUCCACCGACGCCUCGUGCGGAAAAUCAGUUUCUUUGGUUCCAGUAUGUGCAACAACAAAUUGAACUUAGCGUCAAAUUAUCGAGCGUUGAAUUUUUGAUUCGGCCGGCUCAUCAAGCGAAUGAUCGCUGUUUUCUGGAUGCUCUUAUUAUAGGAAGUCGUACAUUGGAUUCAUUUAUGUGUGACAAUGCUGGUUUUACUGAUUUUGGAAUCAAGAAACUUGGUUUUUUUCUGAUUGAGGUGAUGCAAAUUCCAAGGACCGGUUAUAAUGGACAAAUUUCAAAGCAUGAAGUGACAACUGCAACAACUUCAAGACAAGAUGAUACAAUCUUUACACACGAUUAUCACAGAGAAAGUACUGCUGAUGUAAACCAACGAUCACUGAGGUUGGUUGAAGCACAAGCUAAGGUCUGGUAUCAGCCAAAUAUUAUGAACCCGCUAAAAAUUUUUCGACUUUACCCUCAGUGGCAUGUACUGACUUACUAUCAACCAGUUUUAUAUCUUAAGUGUUAA